Girardinichthys multiradiatus is the source of this 8449-nucleotide messenger RNA. RefSeq names its product pleckstrin homology domain containing, family G (with RhoGef domain) member 2 (gene plekhg2). The record is from RefSeq and is a predicted model, not a curated record. The coding region runs from base 365 to 7402 and encodes 2345 amino acids. The transcript is spliced from 22 exons. Gene Ontology annotation, molecular function: guanyl-nucleotide exchange factor activity. NCBI's taxonomy places the organism in Eukaryota, Metazoa, Chordata, Actinopteri, Cyprinodontiformes, Goodeidae.
CCUGCGCCUCUCGGAGCUCAUCUCCAACCCGCUGAGUCCCGUUUUUCACCGGGACACCGACCUUCUGUCAGACUGAAGCGCCUGUCCCGUUUGGUUUUCCUGAAGACUGGAUCCGGAGGACUGGUGUCGGAUGGAUUCCUUCUUUGCCUUUGCUGGGUAAAAGUUGGCCCCGUUUAUUGGACGGACUGGGGUUCGGACUGGGUUGGGAAUACGGGAGAAGAGCUCAGCUGGACUGAUUUUAUGCCGAUGCGCCUGGAGCGACCUGUGGAUCAGCGGGAAUACCGGGAAAGCAACGCCGCUGGGGGUUCAUGGUUCCGGUCCGCUUCGGCUCCGAGGUUUCUGCUUCCUUUGAUAUCCUCACACCAUGCCUGAGGGGUCACGGCGUGGCAGUCAGAGAUCGCCCAGUAACUCAGCCGCCAAGCGUCCCUCCUCAGUCUCGUCUCUGAGUGGGAUUGUAGGUAGGAUGAUGUCAACUGGCGAGCGAGGAGCGUCUUCGUCCUCCUGUACCUCUGUCAACACUGUCUGUUCGGACAACGAGCGUCCAGUCUCCCUCUCCCUCUCCUCCUCCACCUCUUUGGUUUCUCUACAGGAUGCCUCCCACUCCUCCUCCUCUUCUUCCUGCUCCUCCUCACUUCCAUAUGGCGCCGUGCCAGCCUACAACGCCUCUUUGCCGUCAUCAUCAUCCUCCACCCCAAAACGGAACAGCUCUGACAUCAGCCUGGACCUUACGCCACUCGUAACCCCGCACAGUGGAGCACCUCCUAUAGAGGGAGGAGGGGUUGCCAAGGUGACAGCAGCAGGCCACACCCAUAAUGGACAUAUAGCCAAUCCGGUGGCAGCAAUGUCCACAGGGGCCACACCCAGGAAACUGUCAAGGCUGGAGAGAGUCAUUCUGGAGAUUGUAGAGACAGAACAGACCUACGUCAGAGAUUUAAAAAGCAUCGUGGAGGACUACCUGGGCUGCAUCAUCGACUGCGGCACUCUGCCGCUGAAACCGGAGCAGGUCAGCACGUUGUUCUGCAACAUCGAGGACAUCUACGAGUUCAACAGUGAUCUGCUGGAGGAUUUGGAGCGGAGUCCUGACGCAGCUGCCAUCGCAGAGUGCUUCGUGGAGCGGAGUGAAGCCUUUGACAUUUAUACGCUGUACUGCAUGAACUACCCAAACUCAGUGGCGGUCCUGAGGGACUGCAUGAAGAACAGAAGUCUGGUUCGUUUCUUCCUGGAGAGACAGACGACUCUGAAUCACUCGUUACCUCUGGAGACGUACCUGCUGAAACCGGUGCAGAGGAUCCUUAAAUACCACCUGCUCCUACAGGAACUUUCCAAGCACAUUGAUAAGAGCGACCCUGGGUAUGAGGUGGUGGAGGACGCCAUCAUCACCAUGACAGCGGUGGCCUGGUACAUCAACGACAUGAAGAGGAAACAGGAGCACGCAGUGCGGCUACAGGAAAUCGAGUCUCUGCUGCUGAACUGGAGCGGGCCGGACCUCAGUGGCUUCGGAGAGCUGGUUCUGGAGGGUUCCUUCAAGGUCCUCAGAGUGAAGAAAGAGAGAGCGUUCUUCCUGUUUGACAAGAUGCUGCUGAUCGCCAAGAAGAGGCUGGAGCAGUUCAUCUACAGCACCCACAUAUUUUGCUGUAACCUGCAGCUGGUGGAGACCCUGAAGGACCCGCUCUGCUUCAAGGUGUCAGACCAGACGAUUCCCAAGCAGCAGCACAUUGUUCAGACGAAGAACCAGGAGGAGAAGCGACUGUGGGUGCACUACCUGAAGAGGCUGAUAGUAGAGAACCAUCCAGCUUCACUUCCACAGAAGGCGAGGCAGGUCCUCGGAGACAACUUCUGCCAGACUCCUCAGUUCGACCAGGAGAACCCGAAGAAGUCAUGUGCUUCGCCACGUCUAGACGACCUUCACAGUUUUCGUCGAGGCCGACGUCAGUCAGAACCUCCAGAGCUGUACACGCCAGAGAAGUCCAGGAAGACUCUGCCGCUGCUGCUGGAGGGAACGCUGCCAUAUAGACGCACCAGGAGGCAGUCAGCUCCAGCUAAAGACAUCGAAGCAGCACUCCAUCCUGGAGCCCUGAAGCAGGCGGGCAGCGAGGGCGAGCUUUGUCCUCCAGAUGGUCUGGGCUCUGCAGGCAGCAGCAGUACUCUCGCUUCCUCGGUUAUCGAGGUGGAGACUGAGCGGGCCGAACCGAGGAUGGACCUGCAGCUGGGAUCAAACCAGCAGGGAGAGGAGGAAGAGGAGUUGACCACCCUUAGAGCUCCUCCUACUUUGUCCAUCACAGAGGAGAUCCUGGAGUUCAUCAACCAGAGCAGAGUCAGGGAGGGACUCGCCACCAUGGACCCAAUCCAGGAUCUUCCCAGUGUGGCUGACACGCCAGGAAACCCGACCUGCUUCACCUGCCCCCUGCCCCCCAUUGCCUCCAGCCCAGACCAAAGCCUACUGUUUGAACAUGACCAGGAAGGAAAAGAAGUGAAGAACCCCAUGAACGUCCAGGAUCCACCCAGUGAAAGUGAGAGGGCUACAGAGGAUGUUCAGGAAAUUCCAGAUGUUACUGGUGAGAUGGAGGAGAUGGCAGAAGGCAACGUGGAGGAAACAGAUAAGAGAGGAAAAGCAAGCGAUGACGAAGCUGAACAUACUCUUGAAAUAACCCCAUCAUCAGAUCUUCAGCUCUCCGUCUCUGUAGAAGAAAAAACUGACAUCUGCACUGAGUUACAAGAGUUGGACACAGAAUCCACCGUAUCUCCCCAAAGUCCAGAUCUCCCUCAUCAACCCAUCCAGAGGUUCCAGCUACCCAAAAAAGGCUCCAACCUUACCAAGAAGGACAAGAAGAUCAUCGAAAAGAUCAGGAGUUAUUACGAAGCAGCUGCAGAGGCUGAUGAUGAUGAAGCAGAGGAUGAAGGAGAAGCGAGAGGGGGAGUAAUAUUGAGAAGAAGAAGCAGCUUCUCACACAUCCCCACCGGCUUGGUGAAGGAAUCUGUGUCACGUUUCAGUGUGAACGGACACCAGGGAGAGGUGGUAAGCACAAACUCCAAGCAUGGAGACGGAGAGACAGAUGAAGAUUCCAGAUCCUGUUCCUCCUCUGGUCCUGCUACACGUCCAGCCGAUGGAGAAGCAGACGAGCCACUGAGCUCCUCAGAGGUUUAUCCAGAGAAUCCAGCUGAGUCUACAAUCUCUGAUGAGAUGAAAGACCAACUGUCUUCAACCAAAGACAUCCCAGAGUCAGAUCCCAAAACAUUUCCCGAAGUAGAAACUGAGAUCCUGGAUAAAAGUUGGAACAUCUACAAAGGUAUUCAAGAGGAAAACCUGGAGGAACCAGAAGAUGGAAAGACUGUUGAUGCGAUGUCCAUAGAGGAAGAAACUUUGUGUCUUUCUGAAUGUCCUGAAAACAAAGAAGAAGAGAGAAACUGUGCUGUAGAUGACACCAAUGAGCCUGGACCGACCAGGAGCCAGACAGAACCCUACGUGCAUGGGCCAGAACAGGAACAACACCAAAAACCCAAACAGACCGAAACCCAAUCCACCUGGUCCAUAACCAAAACCAGGGAACAGGCGAACACCAAGGAGAACCUGGAGAGUUUCCCCAGUCAAAGUAAAGUGGGUCGAUGGUCUCGCCACUCCAGGAUCGUUACUGCCAACCGAGCGCUGUUUGAGGGGAGGGGGUCCGACGUCACUGGUAUCGACUUGUUUGAGGUGAACCCGGUGGUGGACCCCGUCCUUAUAGAGAAUUCUGAGCGUAUUCUAAGCAAGGUCCAAACCCUGGCCCGAAUGUACAGCGCCAAAGCCAGCACCAUGAAGGUGCCACUGCAUCAUAAACGGGCCAGCACCAUCAGAACCCAAGCAUGGGUCUCAGCAAGGAUGUCUGGACAUUCUACUCAGAACCGAGACAAAAGUCCAUCACAGAAAGAAAAGGAGACGGGAUCCGCAGCCCACACCCGUUCCGAGACCAAAACAAACCACCAGGCCUGCAAACAAACCAGCCAGAACCAGGCCCAAACUAUGAUCCAGGAAAAGCAAAGGAUUCAGGAAGGAAGUCCAGAAAGUCACACAGAUGAUUCACAGGCAAAAGGGCCUUGUAAGCCUCAGCCGCUGGGUCAUGUGACCCCCACUUGUGAUCAACAGACCGAUGGAUUCACUCUUUCCAGGCCCAAAGACUUUAUCUGUGCCCUGACCAAACCCUCCAGCACACCAGGAGAAACUCCAUCUUCUCCGAACCUGGCCUACAGCAACGACACCGCUGUGUCCUCCACAUCUUCUGGACCUUCUCACCGCCCCAGAACCCAGCCUGAAGAUCAGGGAUCCAAACGGACCUGCUCCAUCCCCUCAGUGUCGACUGCAGCUCUGGAUGGUGGAUGUUCAGAGUUCAGGGACCUUCCUGCAGAAAAACAUGAAGAUGUUCCUGUUUAUUCUGAGUCUAAAGUGGAGCAGGGAAAAGAUGGCAGGCUCGAGCAAGAUGAAGGACGCUGUGUUUACUCAGCUAGAGGAGACUGGACAUCAGAAAACUUCUCCAUUCAGCCGGCUUACUCUGAGGCCUGCAUAACGCAGACCAAAGCUUCCAGCAAGAGAAGUGAUGCAGACGGACACGAGCGAGAUGUAGCAGUUGCACGAUAUAAACAUGAUGACAUGGGACAAAAUGAGGACCAGGAGGUCUUAGAGACAGACCAGAGUCUUUGUUCAGGAUCUGGAUCCUCCACUGGGUUAGUUCACACUCCAUCACAGUCUAGAAUAGCCUGGGUGUCUCAUCCAGGACUGGACGAAGAACCCUCCCAAAGAGAAACAUGGGCAGAGGAAGUGACCGGAUCAGUGGGGUCCACUAGGGGGCAGAAGAUAGUUGAACCUUCAAGAGCAAAUGAAGACAGUUCUGCAGAUAUCUGUGCAUCAAGAGAACAUUUCAUUCUACCUUCAGACUCAAUAAGCGUGAACCUGAUGAACGAUACAACUAUCAAGGAGACCUUUAAGUAUCUUCAGAAAGACGAAGCCUCAUCCAGUUCAUCUGUUUUAAGAUUCACUCCAACGUCUGAAGACUCGCUGCCAACGUUCACCAACCAGAGGCCAACGGACCUGCUGGCUGGCGUCAAACGGGCUUCAUCAGUGCCCUGGACCAUCAGCAGCACACCUGAGACUGGCCACAGGAAGCCAGAUGAGCCGGUCUCAGGAUUGCCCCUCAGGAUUUCAAGCCCUGUCCUUUCAGUCUUCAGCCCCAGCCUCAUCCAUCGGUCCCCUUCUCCUCUAAGAUCUGCCACCACCUCCUCAGUCCAAGCACCUCCCUGUUCCUCACCAUUCAGGGUCAUCCCAGUAUCCUGUUCAACUGCAGUAUCUCCUACAGAAUUUACCUCAGCUCUGUCCUGUUUAUCCUCUACUCCCUCUACUGUUUCCUCUGGAAGAACCCCAACUCCAUCCGUUCUUUUAUCUGAAGACUCUUCAUUAUCAAGAGGACCUUCUUCCUCCCCCACGCCUCCAUCCAACUUACAUUCUUCCACAUGUUCGUCCCCUUCCUCCUCUGCUUUUACCAGAUCUUUAGCUGCCUCCCACAUCAGCCAGUCUAUCAGUCAGAGCAUGGCUAAAAACAACAUGGCACGACAACAAGCACCGACCAUAACACUGGUGAAUCAAAGUUCCUCCUCCACUUCAUCUAUGCGACAACGCACCCCUUCGCCAAACCCUCCUCCAGCUUUGCAAGGCACGGGCACACCUGCCUAUGCCCAGUUGGGGUGCAUUAAAAAUGGGUAUCAACAUCCGAGAUGUCCCUCGUCCUCUCUUCGAUCCUCAUGUCUGUCUCCAUCUUCUCUGUCUCAGUGCCCUCCCUCUCCUUCUGCAGGCCUUCGUCAGCCUCAUUGCUCUUCCUCCUCCUCAACUUCACCUUGCUCCUCCUUCCUUCACUCCAAAACUGAUUUACCACAUCUUGGCAACAAAAACACCAACAACAACAACACUGCUGGUUUGUCCAUAGGUAGUGCGUAUGUUGGUGGUGCUGUUAGUAACAGAGGCUGCUCGGGGGCUGAAGGCAGCACAGAAACCCACCAGAGUCACUAUCCACUGUGGUCUGGAUCUCAUAACCGUGUAGCGCAGCCAUUUUCUGCAUCUGAGCCCAGCUCACGAGUUCAUUCUCCGACUCCCUCCCCAACUCCAGCAUUGUUUGUCCGCCUCGGCUCCCCACCACAGCAUAAUUACUCCUCCAUGGCAAACAAACCCCCCCACCCUCGUAGUUCACGGGUAGGAGGUUCCCACAAUUACCUGGCUCUUCAUUUGGACCUAACUAGGGCUUCCUCUGAAGGUUCCACUUUUGAUGAUUCCUCUGCAUGUGUGAGCCCUCAGAUACUCUCCCCUCCUCCUAUCGGUGUGCCAGUUUGGACAAAUAAUGUAGCAGCACCUCAACCCAGGAACCCUCGAUAUUCAACUUCCCCUUCUUUAUUUUCGUCCACUUUAGGCUCUCAAACACACAGGAUGUCUUCUUCCACCUCAGGACGGACAUCCAUUUCAGGAUCCUCCCCUCUUCCCUCCCAAACCGUCCAUUGGCCCCUUUCUGCCAGCCUGGCAGACAGACCUUUAAGUCCACCGCGGACCAACGGGACCGGACUGCGUCGUUCUUGGGUGGAUCUCGGCCAAAGAUCCCUCGGGUUCCUUGGUAACGUCCGAGGAUCCUUUGAACAGCUGGAGUCCUGUCCGAUUAGUCCAAGCAGUGGGUGGUCCUCCCACAGCAGCUCCCCGUCCUGCCUUAGCCCUCGAGCCUGUCUGCAGUCCCCACUCUCUCCCAACAGGUUUACCCCAGGUAAGGGCGCCAUUAGCGGGCAACAUUUCACCAGUGUACCUUGGCCAGAUGUCCAAGAGCUGUCAACCAAAUACAACGGAACCGACAGUCCAGAAACAAGCGUGACUCCCACUGCUCCUUUGUCUCCAGUACACCGUAUCUCCUCCCUAGGUCCAACAGACAGCCAGUCUGAGUGGGUGGGUCCAGAACUGGAGGAGGGAACCUGUCGCAAUCAGCUUAUCUGCGCUUAUGUUGCCCGGCCCUCUCACCAACAAAAUGUCUCCUCCUCCUCAUGCCUGAUCUUAUCCCCCACAGGUUUGACCUCCUCUUCACCUGAAUUACACCAGCAGUACAACCUCCACGCCCAGAGUGAACCUCAGGUCACCACCUCACCCCCUGCAUCCGCAGUGCCCUCUUCUUCACCACUGGGAUCAUCCCCUUUGUCCAAACAGGGGAACCAAAAGGCCAGUUACGCCACAACGGUGAACCUCCAGAUCGCUGGAAGUGGGCGAAUAACCUCGUUCAGCACCGCCCAAGUUAGCCUGACUCAAACCCUGCAGGCUGGAGCUGGUCCUCCAGGGAGCCAGGAGCAGUUGGCAAGGAGAGUGAGCAUCAACGGACUCUCACCUGUUCCUCAAAGGUGCAACAGGCUGUGAAGGGAAGAACGGUGGCCGUGGAUCCAUUUCUGACAAGAACAAGCAGGCAAACAGGACAGAAAACACAAGGUUUUGGAAAAAGUGCACUUACCCAAACAGCUGCUGGUCCAAACCGUCUGGACCUGGUCCUGCUCUGGACUUCAAAACGUCUACGGGUCCACAAACAAAAAAGCAUGGUGCAAUUUGACUUAAAUCAGAUCAAACCUGAUGAAAGUCAGACAUUUGAUGCAGACUUUGAGAUUUCCAGGAUUCUGAAUUAUUACAACAUUUUGGAUGAUAAAAACCUUUAAAGUAUUUUACUUGCACAUGGAUCACGUAGCUUUUGGACUUUUGGGAUCCAAAAACAAUCCAGAUAAUGUAAGAAAUAAAAAGACAACCCGAAACUGGACAUGAACAGUUUGAAAGUUGAUUUUGUGCAGAUAUUCUGGAGGUUAAAAAGCUCUUUAGCUCAUGUUAGAGAGCAGGAGGACCUCUGAUAUGCGGACCUGUUGAAGGUCAAGUGUGAAACCACAGUUUUGUGAUGUUUUAUCGAGGCCAGAGUUUAUUAUGUGUUCUGUAAUAAUCUGCAUCUGUUUAUUCAUCUUAUUUUAGUUUUAUUUAUGAAGUUAGUCUCAUCUUUUUUUGGCACUUAAUCUCCUUAAAGUCAUGUUGGUGUUUUUGCACAGCGUCCUCAGUUACACGCUUCAGUUUCCUGGAAUGACGUGUCUGCAGGUUCUCAGAGAACUUCAUACCAAACCUAUCGCUGUUUCUGUUCCCGUGUUACUCCCAGUUCAGUCCGAUGGUCUCGAAGUCUCCAGAUGCCCACUCAGAUCUUUGAUUACAGUUCAUAAACAUGCCACCACACAUCCGACAGCUGUGUUAAUAAAUAGUGUCACAAUUUUGGUUUACACCACAUUUCACUAAACAGAACAUUUGUUCUGAUAUGGUGGAGGUUUGAUGUCUAUGCUGGAGACAAACUGGGAACGGAUGAAACCAACAAAGGGACAACUGGGAUGAACUUUGUUUGGUAGCUGUGAGAAGAAUGAAAUAAAAAGUAAUAUCUUUGUC